Molecule: messenger RNA, 1056 nt
Organism: Poecilia latipinna (sailfin molly)
Lineage: Eukaryota; Metazoa; Chordata; Actinopteri; Cyprinodontiformes; Poeciliidae
Product: CUGBP Elav-like family member 4
Exons: 7
Coding region: 7-657 (216 amino acids)
Molecular function (GO): RNA binding
Source: RefSeq, a predicted model, not a curated record
AAAACAAUGUUUGUCAAUGUUUCUGUUACUGCAGGUGGCAGCACUCCUCCGGGCAUUAGCGCCCCCACAGUGACCAGCAUCCCCUCCCCCAUUAGCGUUAAUGGUUUUACUGGCAUGCCGCCGCCCCAGGCGAACGGGCAGCCGCCGGCAGAGGCUGUCUUCACCAACGGGAUCCACCAUUACCCGGUGUUGCAGGAGGUGGUUUUUAGGGAGGACUCAGAGAAAAACGGCUUGGGCGUGGCUCCGCGGAGUUGUUUUGGGGUUCAGGGUGGCUGCUUCCUCUCCUCUCUCUCUGAAGCAGCUCAGAGUCCCACUGCGGCCGACCCUCUCCAGCAGGCUUACACAGGAGUCCAGCAGUACGCAGCAGCCUACCCCGCCGCAUACGGUCAGAUCAGCCAAGCCUUCCCCCAUCCUCCACCCAUCAUUCCACAGCAGCAACGAGAAGGACCAGAGGGGUGCAACCUGUUCAUCUACCACCUCCCUCAGGAGUUUGGGGAUGGAGAGCUGAUGCAGAUGUUCCUGCCUUUCGGAUUUGUGAGCUUCGACAACCCAGGUAGUGCCCAGGCUGCCAUCCAGUCCAUGAACGGCUUCCAGAUUGGCAUGAAGAGACUGAAGGUCCAGCUCAAGAGGCCAAAGGACGCCAACCGCCCCUACUAGCCCCUUCUCCCCUGCCCCAGCCGGCCACCGCGGCAGGCGGGGCAGCCGCCGUCAACAGGAAGAGACAGGAUUUGUUGAGCUGAAUAAUACGUUGACCACUUGCCACCCACCGCUGAGCGCAAACUCGGCUUCUGGACCACAAAGUCUGCUUCAGAAAAAGAGAGAAGAGAGCGCGAGCAUUGACCCGGUCCAGGACACUUCCCUUUGGAUGUACUAAAAACUUUUGAACUGAGAGAGCGUUUUCUGGUUAGCACCAGGACUUCUUUUCCUCCUGCACACAUAUAUACACCUCCUCCACCUAAAAAAGAAAAAAGAAAAACAACACAAAAAAAAACCUGCUUGAAUGACAGCUACCUUUUUCUGGACCACAGACACUUUUACUUGAACACCGAGAUGGGG